Hippocampus zosterae (dwarf seahorse) is the source of this 2398-nucleotide messenger RNA. Its product is annotated as protein-glutamine gamma-glutamyltransferase 2-like. NCBI's taxonomy places the organism in Eukaryota, Metazoa, Chordata, Actinopteri, Syngnathiformes, Syngnathidae. The record is from RefSeq and is a predicted model, not a curated record. The coding region runs from base 42 to 2105 and encodes 687 amino acids. Gene Ontology annotation, molecular function: protein-glutamine gamma-glutamyltransferase activity. Gene Ontology annotation, biological process: peptide cross-linking. The transcript has 15 exons.
CAUCUCACACACAUACACACACUCCGAGCGCCACUGCAAUCAUGAGUCAAGUUUUGGCUAUCGAGCGCUGUGACCUUAACAUCGGAGGCAACAAAAGCAGCCAUCACACGGAGCUGUUUGCGGACCAACGCCUGAUUGUCCGACGGGGACAAGCCUUCACCAUCUUUGUCCACUUGAGGCCUGGCAGCAAAACACUCAAAGCACACGACACCGACCUCAACUUCAUUGUCCACACUGGUCCGCUGCCCAAAAAAGAAUCAGAAACUAAGGUUUCCUUCCCGCUCAGUGACUCCACCGUUGACACGGAGUGGAGUGCUUCGGCCACUCACGAUCGCGCUGGCAACAAAGUGUCCCUCACCAUAAUGUCGUCCCCCAAUGCACCCAUUGGACUCUACUCUCUGACUGUAGACCACCGUGGGCAGAAGACCACCUUAGGGCAAUUCACUUUGCUCUUUAACGCUUGGUGUCCAAAUGAUGCUGUGUACAUGCACGGCGAGGCUAAGAGGCACGAGUAUGUUUUGGCGCAGCACGGCCAGAUCUACAGAGGCACGCACAAACGCAUCAUGGGGACCCCGUGGAAUUUUGGACAGUUUGAAGCUGGAAUUCUGGACAUCUGUCUGAAGAUCCUGGACGAAAACCCGAAAUUUGUUUCGGACGCCGAUCAGGACUGUUCAGCCAGGAAAAAUCCUAUCUACGUGACUCGAGUCCUGAGCGCCAUGAUCAACAGUAAUGACGACAAAGGGGUCCUGGUGGGAGAGUGGUAUGACUUUACUGGAGGCAUUCAUCCCGGUCAGUGGGUCGGUACUGGGGACAUCCUGCGCCAGUGGGUGGAGAGUGGCCCCGUCCGCUAUGGACAGUGUUGGGUGUUCGCCGCUGUUGGCUGUACAGUGUCCCGCGCCCUGGGUAUCCCAUGUCGGGUGGUCACCAACUUUGGUUCGGCCCAUGACACUAACGCCAACCUCAUCAUAGAAAACCAUUACAAUGAAGAUGGGGAAAGGAUUUCUGAAGGGGACUCGGUCUGGAACUUCCAUGUUUGGGUGGACAGCUGGAUGACCCGUCCAGAUUUGGGCAAGGAGUUUGACGGUUGGCAAACUAGCGAUCCAACACCACAGGAGAAGAGUGAUGGUGUUUAUUGUUGUGGACCGGCUGCACUGAGGGCCAUUAAGGAAGGAGAGCUCACCAAAAAAUAUGAUGCCCCUUUUAUUUUUGCUGAGGUCAAUGCCGACGUGGUGGACUUGGUGCACCUGUCGAACGGAGAGCUUGUCAAGUUCAGCGGAUCCACGAAAUCCGUCGGACGCUUCAUCAGCACCAAAGCUGUCGCGUCAGAUGAGAGACAGGACAUUACAGAUGAGUACAAGUAUCCUGAAGGUUCCAAGGAGGAGCGGGAAGUGUACAAGAAGGCCCAGCACCACAACAAGCUACAACAACGAGGAGAGGACCCGGGCCUCCAUCUCAAGAUCAAGCUGGCAGAAAAUAUGAUCGUGGGUUCAGACUUUGAGGUGUACGCAGUCGUCACCAAUAACUGCAUGGUGACAAAGACGUGUACGCUACUCUUCUUUGCCAAAGCUGUGGGUUACAACGGUGGGCGAGGAAAGAGCUGUGGAUUCACCUCAGACAGACUGGAGGUGCCCGCUGGAGAAGAGAGACGACUGUACCUUAAGUUGGAAUAUGGUACUUACGGACCGGUGAUCACAUCCGAUCGACUCAUUCAGCUGUCAGCCAUCACCAUCGACAAGCAAAGCGUCGACUACCACAAGGCCGAGAAGACUAUAGUGCUUGACGAGCCACAUAUCGAAAUCAAGAUGCUAGGAGAAGCCAAGGUGAUGCGGCCAGUGUUGGUGAGGCUGACCAUGCUAAACCCGUUGCCGGAGGCGCUCCUGGACUGCAGCUUCACUGUUGGGGGAGCUGGCCUCGUCGAUGGCAAACCCAUAACACUCAAGAUUGGGCGUGUGGGACCCAAACAGGAAGCCAUGGACACCGCCAUGUUUACUCCGACCAUGGCUGGCUCCAGCAUGCUGCUGGUCAGCUUUGACAGUGACAAACUGAAGAACAUUAAGAGCACCAUCGCUGUUGUGGUGAAGGAACGGGAUACUUCACACAUAUAAGCCCACGCUCUCAUUUUCAAACACAUGGAAUGACAUACCGGAAUGCAUUGUCAGACAUAGGGAAAGGGGGGGGGGGGUCGUAUUGAUUACUUUUAUUUGACCUCCCCUCAUACUGUAUGUUGCAAUACGCAACACAGGUUGACUCGCUGCUAUAUAUCUCAUUGAUUGGUUACUAUGAAUUGAUCAUGUUUCGUGAUUUGAUAGCAUACCUGUCAACUUGUACGUUUUCCCCGUAUUUUAUACGUUUUUUAAAUUAUUUCAAAUCAUGUACGGCGUAUUACAACUUUUAUACG